UGAAACGUAAUGGAAAGGAAAGCCGAGACUACGCGAGACUAGUAAUGUGUAGCCGAGUAGAUACGCGAGUGGGAAAUAACGUAACGUAACGUAACGUAAAGUAACGUAACGUAACGUAACGGAGGAGGAUAUAAGGUGACUGGCUGGUAAAAAGAAGGAACACCGAACGAGCUACCGGUCAGUUUUAGAUCGAGAGGCAACCUCCACCUCCUCGCAGUUGUUUGGAGUUCGGUAUUCGGUUGGAUCGCGAACGCGCGCGAGCCCCUGUGGACGGACACCGGUGCGCGAAUAAAAUCGAUAACCGAGUGUUUGCUCUUCUUUUACGUAUUAUAAUUAUUACGUGAUUCGAGCGAUGGUUAUUCUCCGGACGUAAAUAUUACGGAUUUUUUCAUCGAUAUUCAGAGCAAGAACGAAGAAACCGUGGUAGUUACAAUUAUGCCGUAGCCCAGUUAAUCGACGCGCAUCAAAAUUAACCCAGUUAUAGUACAACGACCGUUCUUCGAUGGGUAACGUUUCUACCGAACGAACAACGCGUCUACCAGAAGUCUAAGGUACUUAGUACUCACACGACCCUCGUCUUUCUAAUCGUCCAUACUUUUACUCCGAACAAUAUUCGUAUUUCGCUGUCGUUCAUAUUUUUAACGAUAAUUCGAUAAUUUGACAAUUUGUCGGAAUAAUUCAUUUCCGUUGAUUUCGAUUAGCAGCGAACAAUAUCGAUUACCGAGAGACGUUAAAAACUUGUUAGUAACCCAAAUUUUAUACCCGUUGCCGUACUUGUUGGUAUUUAUGCGCAGAAACAAGUUGUACUCGCGACUAGUUUUUAAAAUCUGGUCCUGGAUUUAAGCUUGCUCACCUCUGCGACAUCCGGUCCAGGUAACCAGCACGAUGUAAAACGGCUCUUUUCGGCUCUUUUCUAUUCAUUGACCGAUCCGUCCUUCGAUCCUUUCAUUCCGUUCUAUUAAUUUCUUCUCUUUCCUAUUUACCAUUUUCAACGUAAACGAGAACAGGAUAGAUUCCUUCCUCCUCGACCCAAAUUUACGACAGGGUUUAACGGUUCGAACGGAACGUGCAAGUACGCGUGCUAACCACGCGCUCGAUUCGAUUCAACGUCCAAUUCGUUUAACUGAUUUCGAUGCACGCGGCGUCGUUGAUCGAGGAAUGUCGCCGAAAACAAACGCGUGUCUCUGACACCGAGCUGAAAAUUUGUAUUUCCCGUGGCAUCGUUUCGACGACCCACUCACCUUCUUCCCCUUCUACUCGGAAUUUUUUUGCCGCGUUAAACGAUGAGUGAUCCGAUCGCGGAAGGGUAGCGAACGAUCGAGCGCGCGGCGGAUGUCGAUUCGAGUCGCGUAAACUACGCACGAUACACCGAAUCAUUUCGAUCGAGCUAUGACAAGAUACCAGAUAUCGAUUUUACCGAAUUGCCGGUUUUUUCUUCGAUUUUCUCCUAAACGUUGAUACAGGCCGAUCACGUUUUACGACUAAAUAAGCGACGCCCUAUAUUCGUUCGCGUCACGUCGCAUCGCGUAGCUAUGUUUCGAUACGUAUCUCGCAUACGAGAACGCGGUUCUCGAGCGUACGCGUUCGUCGGCUAACGGGAAUAUCCUUAAUUCGCGAUCCUUUCCGUGGUAUACUACCUCUAACCCGCUUUCCUUUUGUCCCGCAUUUUCCCGAGUACGUAUCGACGUAACGCGUGCCUUACACUUCCCGUUUCAACACCGACAUCACCCGAUUCACUCUCAUCUUUGCUUUUAUCGUGAUUCUUUGCGAAAGAACGAAACGUGAUCGAUUCCCUUUAUCUUUCAGCGGAUCGUACACCGAUCGAUCGUUGUGGAAAACGAAGGAUUCGUAGAUGCGUGCGAGAGCGCGCGCGCGCGUCAACGAAACGAGAAUAAACGAUAAAUAAAAGUUUGAAAGAAAGGUAGAAAAGAUGGUAAAGAGUCGAAGCGUGGUGGCUUUGCUUGGACUGAUCCUCUUCCUAAAGUCUUCGGAAGGCCAGAGCGGCAGCGAGGAACCUUCCUAUUCUCAUCAUCGACAGAAAAGAUUAUUUUGGAUAACUAACGAUGGUCGGAUAGCUUUGCCACCGGGCACGGUAAUGACGAUAACUCCAACUUUGGCAUUGCCAUUCGUUAGAUAUCCACCGUACGGUUUCCUCAGUAACAUGACCAUCAGUCUACCGUUUACCAUCGAUUUCGACAAACUCGGUUUAACCGACAACGAGAAUCCUUACGGAGCUUUACCAUCGGCCUUCGACGCUACCGCGAGAAGCCAGGGUUCCUCGUCCGGUGCAGCAGAGUUUAUCGCGACGUUCGUGAAACGCGGACUCGAUAAGAGAGAGGCGAUCACGAAUCUGCCCGAGAACGCGUUUUACGGAGGAGAAAGAGCUCUGUUGUACGGCACCGCCGAGGAUAUGCUCGGAAAUUUCGGUUUAAACGGCAAGGCUUGUCUACUAAGGGCGAUCUGCGAGGUGCAGGGUCACCCGUUCACCAAUUUCGGUCUAAUCGGGGAAAUUCUCAAGCUUUUCUUCACUGCCAGUAAAUCACCGUUCGCGGACCUUCUAACGGAAUACAUCGAAGCCGAAAACAGAGGAAAAUUUCACGGAGAAUGUUGGCCUUAUUUUAAAGACUGCCCGAAAUCGUUGUUUCACCCUUCGGAGAAUAAGUACACGAACGAUGCAUUCGACGAGGCUGCUACGUCCGCCGAAUCGUUCGAGAUUCACCGAAAGGAGAAUCAACAACAUCGUUCCCCUUCGGUCGAACCAACGGAUCGCGCAACCAAAGAUCCUAGGUUCCUUCCGAAUCAUAGACGUAUGCUGCAUCCUUCUAUGUAGUCGUGUUUUUCCCUUUA
This is a messenger RNA of Megachile rotundata (alfalfa leafcutting bee), 2847 nucleotides long. RefSeq lists its product as uncharacterized. NCBI's taxonomy places the organism in Eukaryota, Metazoa, Arthropoda, Insecta, Hymenoptera, Megachilidae. The record is from RefSeq and is a predicted model, not a curated record.